AUUUAUCCAUCAAAUAAGCUGCUCAGGAGAUAACCAAUGUUUUAACAGUACUAACUUCAUUUUUAUAUUUGCCUCAUUUAAACAAAUAAAUAAUUGUUUAACUAUUGUAACAUUGUUUUAUAGUAAAAUGCAGUUGAAGCCAUCGAAUGAAUAG
Molecule: messenger RNA, 154 nt
Organism: Trichobilharzia regenti
Lineage: Eukaryota; Metazoa; Platyhelminthes; Trematoda; Strigeidida; Schistosomatidae
Source: the annotation of a GenBank genome assembly